Messenger RNA from Elephantulus edwardii (Cape elephant shrew), 564 nucleotides. It is a transcript of the gene TMEM140, whose product is annotated as transmembrane protein 140. Bases 1 to 564 code for a protein of 187 amino acids. The transcript has a single exon. NCBI's taxonomy places the organism in Eukaryota, Metazoa, Chordata, Mammalia, Macroscelidea, Macroscelididae. The record is from RefSeq and is a predicted model, not a curated record.
AUGACCACCAACCUGAAGCCGGAAGGAAGCAGCCAGAUGGGAAAGGUGCUCCUGACCGCAUGCAACGUCGGGGGGGUCAUCGCCCUGUUCCUCUACAUCCUGGUGUGGAAGGCCGGCGACCUCACGGACCUGGAGGACCUGCGCAUCGGCUUCUACAACCUGUGCCUGUGGAACCAGAGCGCCGGCGGCCUGCAAUGCUUCCAGGCCACAGAGCUGCAGGCCCUUGGCGUGUCCUGGCUGAGCCUGGCCCUGGCCCGCCUGCUGGUCUACGGCGCCAUGUUGUUGACCAUCUUCGCCCUCCUGCCACUCUUCCUGAGCCCUCGCAUAGGCAACGAGAGGGGGUGGCAGCUGAGCAUGGUGCUCAUAGCCGUGUCCUCGAUGCUGCUGCCCGUCGGCCUGGGCCUCUUCCUGUGCUCUGUGCGGAGGUGGCUGCAGCCUGUGCUGCUGGGGUCCGGCUUCCUCACCCUGGCCACUAUCCAGGUCAUCCUCAUGUUCUUGCUCCUGGCCAUGGUUGCCUUUCCGCCGCAGCCGAGCAAAGGCCAGCAGCAGCCCUCUAUUUGCUAG